UCAACAAACUUCUGGAGCCAGAGGCUUGUAACUAAUAUUAGCUUUAAGCUCUCUUUCUAAAACGGGAUUAAGGAGUUUAAAAAAAAAAAAAAAAAAGUUUACAGUCAAGUGUUAGUUUGGUAUAUGAUUUUCUUUUCUUCAUACGUUCUCGUGGUUCCAUUAGAUUGAGGCAUUUCAUCAAAGACAUUAUUGACUCUGAAUUUUAUAAGAUUGGAAGCAGAAAAAAAAAACUGAUUGGCAUAAAUAAAGCUGAAAAUAAUUUAUAAUUUUAGCGUCUAUCAUGUGUGACUGUUUUAUAUCUGUUACAACUUCUGUUUUUUGGGAUUGUAUUCUUACAGUCACCAGCUUGUAUCAGAUCAAAAUUAAUCAACAAAAUUUUAGAGAAAAAGAACUGUUAACCCGCUCACCUUGUAUAUAGUUUGUCAAUAUGUUAAAUUCAGUAUUGUGUUCCUCGUACAGAUCAUAGGGAUUUUCAUUAGAGAUAUGUUAGAUAUUUUUUCAUUUCUCUUUACACAUCUUAUCAAUUGUUAAACAGCUCCACUACCGAUUAAAGUUUCUAUUUACCAUCUGUUUUGCAGUUUUUAGGUGAAUCUUUAUUUAGACUACAAAAUUCAAAGCUGUUUAUCCCUUUUGUUUCAUUUUACAGAAGAAAAACAACAGCACACUAUUAUCAAAAAUCCAACACGGCAACAAAAAGAAACCUCACCUUCAAAGCUCUUUAUAAACUCAUCACCAUACAUACACAUUCAAGUUAAUCAAAACACAAAGAAACCAAAAAAAAAUGUCUACAUCUAAUACCAUAACCUUCAUUCUAUUCAUCGCAACAACACUUCUCGCGUCCAGCAACGCAGCCGAUAACGCCACAACGCAACCGCUAUUCCCAGCGAUUCUAAUCUUCGGCGACUCAACCGUGGACACAGGGAACAACAACUACCCUAUAAACACAUUCUUCAGAGCUACACAUCUACCUUACGGCAUUGAUCUCCCAAACCAUGAAGCUAACGGAAGAUUCUCAAACGGAAAACUAAUCCCCGACAUACUCGCAGCCAAAUACAACAUCAAACAGCUUGUUCCUCCUUUCUUACAACCAAAUCUCUCCGACCAAGAUAUUGUAACUGGAGUCUGUUUUGCAUCAGCCGGAGCGGGCUACGAUGACCUAACAAGUCUCUCCACUCAGGCGGUUCCUGUCUCCGAACAACCUAACAUGUUCAAGAGCUACAUUGCUCGUCUUAAGAGUAUCGUGGGAGACAAGAAAGCUAUGGAGAUUAUCAACAAUGCCUUGGUGGUUAUAAGUGCAGGGACUAACGAUUUCAUCUUGAAUUAUUACACUAUUCCUACAAGGCGUCUUCAGUACCAUCAUGUCUCUAGCUACCAAGACUUUAUUCUUAAGAGGCUUGACAAUCUCAUUGGGGAGCUAUAUAGUUUAGGUUGCAGAAAUAUUGUGAUCGGAGGUUUACCUCCUAUUGGUUGCUUACCGAUCCAAAUGACUGCUAAGUUCCGCAACAUCUUUAGGUUUUGCUUAGAACAAGAGAACAAAGACUCUGUGGUAUACAAUCAGAAGCUUCAAAAGCAAAUACCCCAGAUGCAAGCAUCUCUUACCGGAAGCAAGAUCCUCUACGCUGAUAUAUAUAACCCUAUCUAUGACAUGAUGCAAAACCCUGGCAAAUACGGGUUCAAGGAGACGAAGAGAGGAUGUUGUGGAACAGGGUUUCUGGAGACGAGCUUCAUGUGUAAUGUUCUUUCUCAAACGUGUGACAAUCACUCGGAGUUUUUGUUCUUUGACUCCAUUCAUCCAUCAGAAGCUACCUAUAAUUACAUAGGAGACUUGCUUGAUACUCAGAUCCAGACGGUAAAAGAGAAGAAGGAGGAUGUAGUGGGCCGAGUUCACACACAUGACUUGGGUCUUAGUGUUGAGUUAAGACAAAGCUCAAGUGAGAAGGCGGUAAAAGGAAGAAGUGUUAUGAGUAAUUCAAACGGUCGUCUACAGAGUACGGAAGGGAUGAGGUCAGCGACAGCUGGUGGUGUGGUCCUGAAGAAUACGUUCAGUCCUCUUGGGCAAUGCAUCGAAGGGCUGUGA
This is a messenger RNA of Brassica napus (rape), 2077 nucleotides long. RefSeq names its product GDSL esterase/lipase At2g31540-like. Gene Ontology annotation, molecular function: hydrolase activity, acting on ester bonds. The coding region runs from base 782 to 2077 and encodes 431 amino acids. The transcript has 4 exons. NCBI's taxonomy places the organism in Eukaryota, Viridiplantae, Streptophyta, Magnoliopsida, Brassicales, Brassicaceae. The record is from RefSeq and is a predicted model, not a curated record.